UAGUUAACAAUAUUGUAACAAUGUUAAUUACCUGACUUUUAUAAUUUUGAUAACUGUACUACGGUUAUACAUUAUCAGCAUUAAGGGAAGCCAGGUGAAGGAUAUAUGUGAACUCUCUGUAUUAGUUUUAUACUGUUUUUUUUUAAGUCUAAUGUUAUUUAAAAAUAGAAAGUUAAAAAAAAAUUAAGUUGGCAGUUACUGGUGCCAUGGCUACCCUCUGCGAGUCUCUCUCCUGACGCUCAGUUCUUCCCUGCCUUUUCUUUAUUGUCUCCACCUUCACCAAGGGAACGGCCCCAUGGCACUAAGUCUGCUGACCACCCUAGUAUGACGCUCCAUUUCAGCUUUUUGGUAAAUUCAUUUCCUUCCCAACUUACAGGACACCAAGAUGAGUGUGAAGAAGUCUCCCGCGGAACUGAAGAGCAUUUUUGAAAAGUACGCAGCCAAAGGAGGUGAUCUGAACCAGCUGUCAAAGGAUGAACUGAAGCUACUGAUUCAGGCGGAAUUCCCAGAUUUACUCAAAGGUUCAAGCACCCUAGAUGGCCUCUUUCAAGAGCUGGACAAGAAUGGAGAUGGAGAAAUCAGUUUUGAAGAAUUCCAGGUGUUCGUAAAAAAGGUAUCCCAGUGAAGGAAAAAACAAAACAGUACCCUGAGCACCGAAAGAAGAUGGCCUGGGAGGGCCCCACCCUCCAUGGAGUCUCCCUGCGUCUCUGGUUUAAUUUGUUACAAUUAUAGUGAUCUGGCUGUGACAUCCAACUAUUGUUAAUAAAGGACUUCUCAGACAUGUCUCAUUUUGUCAAGUACUGGCCUUCAUAGCUUAAUAGGUUUCAGAGGAACCUUAGUCCAAUUCGGAUGCCCAGAAUAUUCCAUGAUCUUGUCGAAGACAGUAGAUCCUGUCAGAGGCACUGAAAAAAUGUUGAAGUGCCAAACCAACUCCCUCACCCGACUCUUCUACCAAAAUAACCCUGUUCCUUGCCCUCCCUCACCUCCUACUCAGUGCUCUCAUCAUUUCCAAUCUCAACUCUUAUUUCACGCUAUUCAAAAGCUAGUGAGAAACAGGCUUCAAAAAAUAGACACUUGUCUGUAAAAUCGGCUCCCAGCAUAAGUUGUACUUUUUGAACGAAUGACCGACACAGGAG
Messenger RNA from Loxodonta africana (African savanna elephant), 1136 nucleotides. It is a transcript of the gene S100G, whose product is annotated as S100 calcium binding protein G. The record is from RefSeq and is a predicted model, not a curated record. Gene Ontology annotation, cellular component: cytoplasm. The transcript has 2 exons. The coding region runs from base 386 to 625 and encodes 79 amino acids. Gene Ontology annotation, molecular function: calcium ion binding; calcium-dependent protein binding; transition metal ion binding. Lineage: Eukaryota; Metazoa; Chordata; Mammalia; Proboscidea; Elephantidae.